Messenger RNA from Haemonchus placei, 3540 nucleotides. Lineage: Eukaryota; Metazoa; Nematoda; Chromadorea; Rhabditida; Trichostrongylidae. The record is from the annotation of a GenBank genome assembly.
AUGAGACGACUUCUUGGUAUCGAUUUCUCACCGCUUUUCCAGCCAUGGGACAAGAAACUUCAGACGCUGGGCGUUAUCAUAAUAUUUGUAAUGGUCAUCCCGAUGUUCGCCGUCAGCCUCGUUCUGCCGUUCAUUUUGUUCUUUACCUUCCAAUGGCAUAUUCUGUUUUUGUACUGGCUGUGGUUUUUGUAUGACCGAAAUUCUCCAUACGUCGGUGGAUACAACAAUCCAUGGUUGAGAAGGGCUGAUGUACAGUUAACACCACGAGGUUCAUGUAAUAAAGUACUCAGACGGGAAUGGCUGCUACUGUCUGGAUUCAUUGACUGCUCCAAAGAAAGCAUCCAAAAUGCUUUUGCAAGGAGAAAUGCAGGGCAAGCCGUUAUUCUCGUCAUUGAGGGACCUGAACAUAAUGCUAAAUUCUAUAACCUAGGUGGAGCGGAAGAGGCUCUUUAUGCUCGACCAGGAUCGUAUAAAUUGAAGCUGCUCACACGGAAAGGAUUCAUAAAACAGGCUCUUAGGUGCGGUGCUUCCUUGGUCCCUGUGUACACGUUCGGAGAAAAUGACAUCUAUGAGCAGGUCGAUAUUACGGAGGGCUCACUUUUGUAUCAGUUCCAAAUGUGGGUGAAAAGACAUGUAGGAGUUACCGUACCAAUUUUCUACGGAACGGGGCUGUUUCAGUUGAACUUUGGAUUUCUGCCAUAUCGAACGCCUCUCAACACAGUCGUUGGUGCACCUAUCGAUGUACCGAAGGUUGUCGAGCCAACUGAUGAGGAAGUUGAUUGCCUUCAUCGACAGUAUAUUGAAGCCCUAACGGGGCUCUUCGAGAAGCACAAAACUCGAUUUGGUGUCCCCGAAGAAACGAAGCUUAUUCUAAUUUUCACUUUUCAAUGGCAUAUUCUACUGGCAUACAGUCUAUGGUAUUUGUAUGACCGAAAGUCCCCACAAAACGGUGGCUAUCGAGUCAAUUUCCCGCAGAGGUGGAGGAUACAGAAAUGGUUUGCCAACUACUUCCCAAUUACACUACAUAGAACCGCCGAACUGCCUGCAGAUCGAAACUAUAUUGUCGGAUGCCAUCCCCACGGAAUCAUCGGCAUGGCAGUCACCUCGAAUUUUGCUUCAGAAGGAACUGAUAAGAGCAAAGUGUUUCCAGGGAUUCGAUUUUCGGUGUGCACCUUGGCAUCAAAUUUCCAAGUCAUGUUUACGAGAGAGUUCCUACUUCUUUGUGGACUUAUUGACUGCUCCAAGGAGAGCAUAGCAAAUGCACUCGCAGAACAAAAAACAGGACGAGCCAUUGUGUUAGCCGUUGGUGGCGCCGAAGAAGCUCUGGAAGCUCGCCCGGGAGCACACAAACUGAAGCUGCUCACCCGGAAAGGAUUCGUGAAGCAAGCCAUACGAAACGGUGCUUCUUUGGUUCCUGUGUAUUCGUUUGGGGAAAAUGAUCUUUACAACCAGCUGGAUAACCCUGAGGGAUCGCUGGUACGUAAAAUCCAGACAUUGUCAAAAAGAUGGCUAGGGAUUUCACUGCCACUCUUCUAUGGUAGAGGAGUGCUACAGCUGAACUUCGGUUUUCUACCUCAUCGAAGACCAAUUCACACUGUUGUGGGAGCGCCGAUAGCUGUUUCCAGGAUUCCUGAACCUACCGAUGAGGAAGUGGAUAACGUGCAUCGGCAGUACUGCAAAGCCCUCGAAGAGCUUUUCGAACAACACAAAACUCGGUUCGGCGUCUCCAAGGAGGCGAAGCUCAUCCUAUAUGUACCGUAUUUACAGAUGGCCACAUUGCAAUGGCACAUUUUAUUUUUGUAUGCAAUGUGGUAUCUGUAUGACCGGGAUUCUCCAAAAACUGGUGGCUACCGAAAUAAUUUUCCGCAACGAUGGAUAUAUUACAAAUGGUUCGCCAAAUACUUCCCGGUAACUCUUCACAAAACUGCUGAACUGCCAGAUGACCGGAAUUACAUCGUUGGAUGUCAUCCCCAUGGUAUUAUUUGUAUGUCAGUGUCUGCUAAUUUCGCCUCAGAAGGAACCGAUAAAAGCAAAGUGGUAAGUGAGGUUCCCCAGCCGAAGUUCGAAGAAUGCUCGAUUAAGCCGUUUCCGGGAAUACGAUUCUCCCCAUGCACUUUGGCGUCAAACUUCAAAGUUAUGAUCACAAGGGAGUUACUGCUGCUGGCUGGAUUCAUUGACUGCUCCAAAGAAAGCAUCUCAAACGCUCUGUCAGCACAAAAGGGUGGAGCGGAAGAGGCUCUGUAUGCCCGACCAGGAGAACACGUACUAAAAUUGCUCUCCCGAAAAGGAUUUGUGAAGCAGGCUCUUCAACACGGUGCUUCAUUGGUACCUGUGUAUUCGUUCGGUGAAAAUGAUCUCUACUAUCAGGUGGACAACCCGAAGGGGUCCUUGACGCGAGCGUUCCAGAGGUGGACAAAAAGUAUGCUUGGGAUUUCAACGCCCAUUUUCUAUGGGAGAGGAUUGUUUCAGUUGGACUUUGGCCUACUGCCUCGUCGAGUGCCGAUAGAUACAGUCGUGGGGGCCCCGAUAGCCGUUCCCAAAGUUCUCGAUCCGUCCGAUGAAGAGGUGGAUCGUGUCCAUCGCCAGUACUGUGAAGCACUCACGGAACUGUUUGAGCAACACAAAACUCAAUUUGGAGUUUCCAAAGAGACGAAACUCUUUUUCACCUUUCAAUGGCAUAUUUUACUACUCUAUGCAGCAUGGUACUACUACGACAGAAAUUCACCAAAACGUGGUGGAUACGCUAGUGAAUGGGUUCAAAGGUGGACCGUGCACAAAUGGUUCGCCGACUAUUUUCCAGUCACCCUUCAUAAAACUGUCGAUCUUUCACCGAAUCACAACUACCUCAUCGGUUGCCAUCCACAUGGAAUUAUUGCUAUGGCAGUGUAUGCGAAUUUCGCCACUAACGGCACCAAUAAAUAUGCCAAAUUCCCUGGCAUUCGUUUCCGGGUAUGUACAUUGACGUUCAACUUCAAAAUGAUGAUUAAGCGUGAAUUGCUUCUUCUAAUGGGUUGUAUAGAUGCUUCAAGGGAGAGUAUCGAAUACGUGCUCGAUAGUCAGGAAACUGGUCGCGCUGUCGUUAUUGUGGUCGGUGGAGCUGAAGAAGCAUUAGAUGCACAUCCUGGUUACCAUACGCUGGUCCUCAAAUCACGUAAAGGAUUCGUCAGGGAGGCGCUGAAAACCGGUGCAUACCUGGUUCCAGUUUACUCCUUUGGCGAGAACGAAGUCUUUGAUCAGGUUGAGAACCCGAAGGGGUCGACCAUACGACGAUUCCAGUCGUGGGUGAAACAUCUCGCUGGCUUCUCUUUGCCAUUCUUCCAUGGGCGAGGCAUAUUCCAGCUCACUUUCGGCUAUCUUCCGUUCCGAAAACCUAUCGAUACGGUAGUUGGAGAGCCUAUUCCAGUUACAAAGGUACCAAAUCCAACACAGGAGCAGAUUGAUGAACUGCAUGAAAUCUAUGUGGAGAAGCUGAACAGCCUGUUCGAGGAGCACAAGCAGCGAUAUGGAGUCCCAGCUGAGACGAAACUAGUAAUUGCAUGA